AAAAACUAUAGCUUUGUUAUAGUCUGUAAUGCUUGCUUUGACCUUGAGGUACUAUACUAAUGAAACAAUCUUUGGAGAGUUGUAGGAACUGGUUUUUCAGUUUUGAAAUUUUGGUUAUUAGCAUGGAUACAUGUCUUUGUGUGUCCCUUUUAAUUAGAGUGGUGGGUAUUUGCAAUGCAGACCUUGGCAGAGUUGGUGGUAUUGAUGUUUGCAUUAUUACAGGUUCAAAAUCUGAUGAGUGACUGCUAGAGGCAAAGCUCCGCCAUCGUUUGACGGGUGCUCUGUGCAAGAUUCUGGGACGAUGCGGCACGGUCCAUUUCCUGGUUUCAAUUCUGGUGCUUAUCAUCGUGCUCUGGAGUCUCGGCCUCCUCCUCAACUGUUGGAGGAUAAAAUUGCUGCUCAGGAAGCAGAGAUAGACCGACUUGUAGGGGACAACCGUAGAUUUGCGAGCACACAUGUGGCGUUGAGAGAGGCGCUUGUGGGUGCAGCGCAGGAAGUGCAGAAGCUGAAGUCACACAUUAGAAGCAUCCAGACUGAAGGUGACAUUCAGAUUAGAGUCCUACUAGAUAAGAUUGCAAAAGGAGAGGUAGAUAUUAGAGCUGGUCUUGGUUUGAAGAAGGACCUACAACAGGCCCAUAUUGAGGCACAGAGCUUGGCAGCUUCCAGGCAGGAAUUGAGUGCCCAAAUUCAGCGAGCCGCUCAGGAACUGAAGAAUGUCCAGAGUGAUUGUAAGAGUAUUCCAGAUUUGCAGGCUGAACUGGACAGUUUAGUGCAAGAACACCAGAGGUUACGUGCCACAUUUGAAUAUGAAAAAAACAAAAACAUGGAGCUUGUGGAUUACAUGAAAGCAAAAGAGCAGAAUCUGAUAGCAAUGGCAAGAGAAGUUGAAAUGUUACGAGCUGAGAUUUCUAAUGCUGAGAAAAGAAUAAAUGCACCAAAUCUGUGUAGGGCUGCUACCCCUGUAGACAGCAGUGGUCCCUUUCUAGAUGCGUAUGCAAGAGCUCAUGGUCAAAUGGCUGCUGGCCAAGUAGGAGAGAGUACGGUACCAAUUGGUGACAGCAAUGGAGUAGCUGCUGUCAAUAGUUCUGGUGUCGGUGGUGCUGUUUGGGCAGGUCCAUAUGAUCCCUCAGUUGCUCGGAGGUGAAGUUUAGCGAGUGACGGUUAAUUAUAUGCUGCUCAAUUUUAGCUUUUGCAGGUACAAUACAUGGGAAUUGUUGGUGUUUUUCUAUGUAAAUUUCACAGAUUGGGUGGUUUUAUUUGUAGCGCCUUUCUGUUUAAUAUGUUCAAUUUUGUUAAUUGUUGAAUCAAAUGUGCAAAAUGAAGAAGCCAAAGAUCUUUGCCUCAAACGAAACUUAUGGUAGAAUGAAUUGAAAGUCUUGUCAAG
Messenger RNA from Abrus precatorius (Indian licorice), 1384 nucleotides. Its product is annotated as protein FLX-like 4. The transcript is spliced from 3 exons. Lineage: Eukaryota; Viridiplantae; Streptophyta; Magnoliopsida; Fabales; Fabaceae. The coding region runs from base 302 to 1144 and encodes 280 amino acids. The record is from RefSeq and is a predicted model, not a curated record.